GUUCUCUUCUCAUUACUGCUCAUUCUCUCCAUGAGCUGUCAGAUACUAAUCCACAUACACACACGGAGCCCCUGCGUGUCGGAGCAAAGCCCCGCUCCCUCUAGCCUGUCCUCUGCUGCGGAGCCGCAGCUACUCUGGUUUUGCGGGCUGCGCGGAGCCUCGUCGUGACAAAGAGUUUUGGGGGAAUCGUUUGGAAGGAGGAGUGAGCCGCGCAGGAAGAAGGUGGUGUCGUGCUAUUACAUGCGAGGACUCCAACAUACGGCUGAAUGCAUGAGGCUGUGAAAGAGAGUACAGAAGGGAGGGAUCUCAAGGCUUUCCAUCGUAGAGAGAGGAUACAAUCUGUGACUUGUCCCCUACUAUUUUGCAGCUAUGUUGGAGCCCACAAAUGUUCUUCAGCCUUGCAAGGAAAAUGGGUUCUCUUUUUACAUCUCUUUGCUCUGUAGUUGGGUAUGGGCCAGAGCAACAUAAAGCCUUCCUGGCCCUGAAAGAGACCCCUGGGGCUGUUCUUUGGAGGUAUUUGUGAUAACUCUGCUGGAUCUUCUGCUGUCACCAUCCUCUGUGGUUUUCAUUAGUGGCUAAUGAGCUGCUGCUUGAAAGGAAAGGGAGAAUGCGCCUGUGGAGAGAGGCAGGACCUUACAGCUGUUAUUAAGAGACCAAGAAAUCUCAGACAAGGAUGUCUUUGCCCUUCCAAAACAACAACAAAAAAUUGAACCCUUUAAAAGGAGCUUUGGAAGCAUGGACUUAUUCUAAGAUUGGAUGUUGCUUUGACGUGUCUCUCUUUUCUGGUCUUAAUUAUUAAUACUUUGUUUUUGUGUUUGAAAUAUAUCUGUUGACAAUUAUGCAAUUGAGAUCAGAGACAAAAUAUUCUAUCAAGAUAAUUCAAUCAAUGAACGUGUGCUGAAAAACCUUAACAAGAGGACCUUUUAUGAAACUGUUAAACAUUCAGCAGUUGUAAAUUUUAUUAUCUUUACCCAUCAUAUGUCUUGAAAAGAAUUGACCAGCAUGGCAGCAGCCUAUCGUGUAGUUGUAAGCAGUGUCAGCUGCUACAACAGUGUGGUGGUAGACCGACGUGUUCAAUGCCAAGCUGUGCACUACUGUGCAGGGCCAUGUGGGGCACAGUCUAAAGGUUUGGACUGUACCGUUGCACAUCGAGGCACAUGCUCUGAGCUCCUAGUUGCCCCUGAAUCUACAUACAAUGAUUUCAACGGCUCACCAACACACACCCAUACCAUAAUUUCUCAGCAUCUUCCUAACCAUGGUAAACUUUGUAUUUCUAUGGAUCCCAUUCAAAAUGGAGGUUUGGAGAGGGCAGACAGCAGUGGCAAUUUGUCUUUAGGGGAGGACAGCCCCACAUGGCGGGGUAAAAAGACUUCUACUACUGGAGGAUCUAUUGGGAAUCUAAGUUGCUCUGGCAGCCUGAAGGAUAUCACUGAAGAGGCUAUUAACCUGGCCAGCGGCAAGCUCAAAGAGUUCUCUUUUGACAAGCUCCGCCUGUCCUCCUCUAGUCAUGUUACUCUCCGCAAAGGUCGUAAAGUGCGCCCUGACUCUUUUAGUCGUCGCUCAACUGACCUGGAAAUAAUCUAUGGCCACUUUAGCUCGAGUCUAACAACAAGCACAACAACUAAUACUAUGACAAAUGGCAUAGUUACUUCCAAUGACGAGAAUGUGCCACCAUUUGUUUUAGGGAAAGGGAAUGGAGUGGAUGGAGCAAAGCUAAAGGGUAGCUCUGGUGCUCUUUCAGCCACCACAAAAAUUGGUAGUGGGUCCACCAGCAGCCUUUCAAGUAUUGGGACACUCGACCAGAGUCUAAACACCGUGGCGUCCCUGUACCGCACUACCUUUGGAGAGGAGAACCUUAUUGCCCGACUUCUAGAAAAGACAAGGGCAGAGGCUGGAAGCGGAGGAGCAGGUGGUGAAGACAUCCGUGCUUGCCUUGACAUCCUGCUUAAAUGCUCUGAGGAUUUAAAGAAAUGCACUGACAUUAUCAAGCAAUGCAUAAGGUGCAAAGCAGGUGGAGGGCCAGAGGAUGGAGGUACAAAUCCUGACAGCAUUUAUCGGGCAGUGAUGACCCGACUUAGCUCUUAUCUCAAGAGGCUUCCUUUGGAGCUGGAAGGAGUUGGAAAUUUAGGAGGAACGGGUCACGGCAGUCAAGGUGCACCUGGAAGUGGACACAGUGACCUGGCUGAAUUGAUUAACACUAUUCACUCUAUACAGCAAGGACCUUUUUCUCCGAUCUUUGGCAAUGAGCAACCUCCUCGCUAUGAAGAUGUGGUGCAGUCGCCUCCCAUCUCCAAGACUCAUUUACACUCCACAUCUUCUACUCCUUCCUCCGUCACAACUUCAUCCACAUUAUUAAGAUCGGAUUCUCUUCAUACCAAAUCAGUCCAGAGUUCAGUCUCUCAAAAGGGUAUAUCAUAUAGUAAUGGACUACAGCCCACACAUGCUUCUUUGAACACCCAACACACUCUGUCUCCCCCACCUGUUAUAUGUUCGACCUCCAGUUCGUCUCCAAAACACUCAACCACCCCUCCAAGAAACUCUCCAACACCAUCAUACACACACACUCCCUCAAUAUCGCCUAUGGAAGCUCUAUAUAUUGAGGAGGAAGAGGGAGAAGUCGCAAAGACUACGGAUCAAAUCUCACGGCUGACACACACUCCAACCAGAGUGAUUAACAAUACCCAUAACAAUAUUGUAAGUGUUAUGGGAACACAACCACACCUUUCCCAAUCCAACACAAUUAAUAACUCGUCAAAUUACUUGCCAGGCAGCUCUGGCUACAUUCCCACUUGGCCAUCCUCCUCCUCAACAGUGUCAACAGCCAAAGGUGCUUCGCACAGAAAUGAUGACAUUGAUAAACUUCUAAUGGACUUGGAGAAUCUCUCUCAGAGUAUGAGCCACCCAAAAACCAUAGAACCUCCACUUCCAGCUAAGACCAGGAAGAGAGCAGGAGCACAAGGGAUUGUCUCCAAUGAGUCUUUCACUCAAGCCAGAAUACCCCAGUACCAAGUACAAAAACCAGCCAACCACCUUGGCGUGAAUGGUGUUAAUUACAGGGUAACCCAGAGUCCCACUCCUCCUCAGGAAGUAAACAAUGAAACUGGGACUGGAGAGGAAGAGGAUGGAGUACUUUUGUUAAGAAUUCUUGAAAGCAUCGAGAGUUUUGCUCAAGAGCUUGUUGAUUCAGGUGCUGGGAGUACAGGUAGUGCUGAGAGAAAAUCUGGAAAGGAGAGGGAGGUGAUGAGGCUCCUGCAGGACACACUGGUCACAGCCAGUAGGGCUGAUAGCCCAAACAGCACAACCCCAGCAGUAGUUUCCACUGCCCCCUCAAUGCACACAGUUGAAGUUCAACAUGUAGCUUCAAACCACUCCCAGGAAAAUGCAUCUACAGUGUCACCUAAACCAGCAUCUGAUGCUGACCAUAAUGCUACAAUUGAAUCAGAACCUAAACCUUUAACAGAUGCUGCUACAGAACAUUUGUCUGACCUUGUGCCUGACGGAACUGCUCAAGCUCCUAAAGUUGAAUUUCAUCCAGAAUCCCCUGCUGACUCUGGAUGUGCAAACCCUGAAAUGUCUACUGUUUUAGAUGAGUCUGUACCUCCAUCCUCUCUAGAAGCAUCAUCUCCUGUUACCCUCUCAGUCACAGAAGAUAUUGUCAUAGCUGAUGGUGAUCCAUGUGAUUUAAGAGAAGCUGGUUCUACCCUCCUCAUUCAGCAGACUCCAGAGGUCAUCAAGCUCCAGCCCAGACCAGAAAAGAAGCCAGGAACACCUCCUCCUGCACCCCCCACCAUCGCAGCCUCUCCACCCCCGGCACCGCGCUCGCCAAGCCCUCCUCCUGCCCCCGUUAUCGUCGCACACCCCCCUCCUGCCGUUAACAUUCCCAGGUUCUACUACCCCCGUGGGCUCCCUGCCCUUGGCCAGGCUGCCAACCACGAUGCGACCAUUGCUGCCAUAGAGACGGCCUUCGCAGAGUUCGAGGAGGAGAAGGCUAACAUUUAUGAAAUGGGGAGGAUUGCAAAGGUGUGUGGGUGUCCACUUUACUGGAAAGCUCCCAUGUUCUAUGCUGCUGGUGGUGAGAGGAAAGGCUGUGUUUCAGUUCAUUCAUUUGUUGCAACAUGGAGGAAGUUGUUGCACAGUUUUCAUGAUGAUUCAUCCAGGUUUAUUUACCUGUUAGCUAAACCCGGGCUUAACUCUUUGGAACAGGAAGACUUCAUUCCUCUACUCCAGGACAUUGUGGACACACAUCCAGGGCUCACGUUUUUGAAGGAUGCACCUGAAUUCCAUUCACGCUACAUUACAACGGUGAUCCAGCGGAUAUUUUAUGUGGUGAACCGCUCCUGGACGGGCCGCAUCACUAUGACUGAGCUGCGCAGGAGUAACUUUCUGCAGACCCUAGCCCUCCUGGAAGAAGAGGACGACAUCAACCAGAUCACAGACUACUUCUCCUACGAACACUUCUAUGUCAUCUACUGCAAGUUCUGGGAGCUGGACACUGACCAUGACCUCUACAUUGAUCCCAAGGACCUGGCAAGAUACAACGACCACACAUCUUCAAACAGAAUCAUCGACAGGUUGUUUUCCGGUGCUGUUACCAGGGGCAACGCUGUGCAGAUAGAAGGCAGGAUGAGCUAUGCGGAGUUUGUCUGGUUCCUCUUGUCUGAGGAAGACAAGAAAAAUCCAACCAGUAUAGAGUACUGGUUUCGCUGCAUGGAUGUUGAUGGUGAUGGUGUCCUGUCUAUGUUCGAGUUGGAAUACUUUUAUGAAGAGCAGUGUGAGAGGAUGGAGAGAAUGGGCAUCGAACCCCUGCCAUUCCAGGAUUUGCUCUGCCAGAUGCUUGACUUGGUCAAGCCUGAGAAUCCAGGUAAGAUAACCCUAAGUGAUCUGAAGCGCUGCAGGAUGGCUCACAUAUUCUUCGACACCUUCUUUAAUCUGGAAAAGUACCUGGACCACGAGCAAAGAGAUCCAUUUGCAGUGCAAAAGGACUUUGACAGUGAAGGUCCAGAGCCGUCUGACUGGGAUAAAUAUGCUGCAGAAGAGUAUGAGAUAUUGGUUGCAGAGGAGACUGCAAACGAACAGCUCCAUGAUGGGACAUUUGAUGAGGACUAUGAAUCUGAAGAGCUUCAAAUACCAGGAGAGAUUGGAAAUAAAAUGGAGAAACUGGUCAUAUCCGACUUGUCGGAAUAAAUCUCCUAACAUUGAAUUGCUAGAUGUUCAGUGUGAGGAUGACACAUAGGAUCCACACGACAAAGGACUUCCUGGCAUGCAUAUUGAAGAAGGUGUGGCUGCAGAGACCCCCCCUAAGGAUGGGGUUUAUAAGUGUGUUGUGUUUUCACAUUUCUGUUUUAUUGUGUAAGAGAUGCAGUUAUGCAUUUACACACAAAGACUUUACAAUAUUGCUGCUCUUUGAGCAUUUGAGAAGAAGAAAGAUAGAGAUAGUGGAGAAAAAGCUGUUGAGAAUAUGGGGAAAAAACUUCUUAACUUUAAAAUUUUUAUCUUUCUCUUGUGAAUUCUCAACUGACAAUCAUGCCAAAAGACAAUCUUUUCUUCUUUUUUAAUUAAGUUUUUAACAUUGCUGUGCCAAAGGUAGACUGACACAGAGUUCUUUGAAUUUAUAAAUACCACUGCCACUGGGGAUUGGCAGUCCUCCCUGUGCUUUCCUGUGACGUACCCGCAGACCCAGCCCUCAGGAACAUGCUGCGCAUACACUUAUACGCUUGUCACUGCAUUUCGGGUAAAGGAAGUUGUUAACACCAAGGUCUCCUCAGGGAGAGGUCAUGUAACAGUUCGUGGCAUUUACAUCAGCACCUCCUCUCUGUGGCCAGAAUGGGAUACUGCAUGCUUGUCUCUGUGACUGCAUGUUGCAGGAUCGCUUGCUUAUGCUUCCUUUGUGGAAGUCCAGUCUUCUCACUGCCUGAGCUGCACAUCGGUGCCAUCCUUCCCCCCAGAGUCCCUCCUCCAUUUAAAGUCAUAGACUGUAGCGUUUAAGCCCUGCAUCUUAUUUGACGCUGAGGAAAGACGCACAUUAAAGGAAGCAUGCUACCAGUCAUAUCAAACUCUCUGGUAGGGUUGUCUGAACAUUUCCACAUGUAACCUCUGUGAUAUUGCAAACAGGUGUGUUUUAGUUUAGGAUCUGCGUCCCUCCUGCUGCUCCUGUUUGGCAUUUUUUUCUUUAAUUUAACACUUUUUUUUAUCUCUUAAUGAGAUAGAUCUACCAGCAAAACCAACUGUCUCCUGUCGUCAUAGAGAGGUACAGUUCUUUAUUAUUAGUCUAUGUGAAAAUGGGGUGAAGUGUAAAAAGAUUUUUUUAUUUCAUCCACCACGUUGAGCCAUGUUCAACAUGUUUGUAAAACAUAUUUUGUCCAGAUGUUAUCAUUCACAUGUAGAGGUAAAUGUAACUGAACUUCAUGAUGUCUCACACAAACAUUCACACAUAUUAGAACCUACUGAAAGAGGCCUCAUGCUUAUUUUGCAUCUGAAAUUAUUAAGUUAUUUCAUGCUAAACAUGCUGUCCUUUUUAUUUAAUUUUGGCCUCGACCUUUCUGCAGUGAAAGUCUACACUAUUUCGUUAGUUACACAUGAUGUAUGCAGUCGAUCACAUUUUUUUCUGACACCUUGUCCAAGCCAUCCAAAAAAAAAAAAAGCCACAGAUAUCUACUGAACUGUCGCCCACCAAACCUGUAGGGGGAGCUUUACAUAUAGCCCCUGGUUAUGGAGUAAGGACAAGAAUGCUAGCUAGAAAGAGCUUAUAGAUGGGGCUUCAUAGGCUUUUAAUUUCAGCUCUGCAGGAGUUUAGCCUAGUCUCCUUAUUGGUUCAGCUUUUAAUACAGCAAAUAAUUGUCCAAAUGUGUGAAUUGGGGAAAUUUUUUAUCCUUCGUGCCAGCUGCUAGCAUGUUCUUGUGCUAAAUAAUAAUUUGCCCCUUAUUCUUUCAUUUCCAACUUUGACUUCCCCCUCUGGAAGAUAGGAAAAAUCCAGAGAAAAGCUGCACCUUCUUAUAAGCCGCAUGGUUAAAAGCAUGGGAAAAAGUAGUGGCCUGAAGAUAUGGUAGUUGAAACCUGAAGCUAACAGUCUCUGACAGAAAACGGGACAAACCUGGAUUUAGAAAUUCAUAAGAAAAAAUUAAUCCUAAAAAACUACUUUACUAUUUUUUUUUUAUUUUUUUUUUUACUUUUUUCUAUAUUAUUCUCAUGGAAAAUGGAGGUUAGAGGGAGUACAACACCAAUCAUGUUCCUGAGUGAAACAAAUAAUAACAAUAACACAACCAGUCAAAGUAGUUGACAGAUAUAGGAAUAAAGCAGUAAAAAAAUGUAUAAUGCAAUAAAUUAUGGCAACUAAUUCAGUUCAGUUCACUCAUUCAUAUACUGUAGGGCCAAAUCACAACAAAUGUCUUCUGAAAACACUUUAUAAGAAGGAGAAAACACACAAAAAAAUGUAUAAUUUUAAUUCAGUCACACAGACAAAUUGAUGUUUCUUUAGCUUAAUCCUAUUAAUAAAGCCACGCAGUUAAUUUCAUUUUCUCAUGGUAAAGGUCUUCCAUGCGGGAGCCAGUUAGAUUUAAGUUGUGAUCUAACAUCAGUUAUUGAUUGUAAUCUGAAGCAAGCAUGUGGUGAGAGUGGGAAUAAGCAACUCCCUUAAUCUCAGAAUCUCCUGUGGAACACAGGACAAUGUGAGCAUCCAAUAUCCACAACCAACUGGGAUGUGAGGAGACAGAGCAGGCACCUAUAGAACAAAGAAGCACCGUCCCACAUUGCCUUAUUAAUAAAACAGAGUGCAUGUGCAUAGUUAAUGGAAACAGUGGUUCUUUUUGUGGCUUCAACUAGAAAAGCAACACGUCCAAACAGAUGAACCAUGAACCACAAAUACUUUCCUAACAGGCAGUGACUUAGAUCAAAAACACACUUUCUAUUCUCCACACGUUGUACACUAUAUUUUUUGCCAUACCACCUCCUGUUUUCAUUUGAGAACUAAACAAAUGUCGACUUCUUAGAAAUAUCCCUUCCAAAGUACCAUGACAUCAGAAUUAAGCUGCAUGAAGUAGUUUCUUAUGAUGUGUCUGAAAUUGGAUUUGUUCUGAAGUAGGAUCAUGUCUUUUCUGUCAGAUCUCUCAGGACUAUCCUGUCUAGCUUUUUUAUGAACUGACAGCUUUUGUAAGAAAUAAAACAGAAAAAAGACAAAGAGGUGUCAAAGACUUGUUAGAUGACUAAAUCAAUAACAUUAUUGUUUUGGUCUAGUAGUAGUAGUGGGGCAAGCUAAGCCUUCUCCAUUCAAGACAUAACAAAUUAGCCCAAUCUAACAAUCAUAUAGAUUCAUCUUUUGACUCCCCUACUUAUAACACUUCUCAGUAGGUUUAAUGUCAGUUAAUGUUGCAGAUUACACUUUUAAGAGUGAAAUAGUGUACUUCUUUUGAUCUUAAUUAGUUGCAAUAAUUAGUACAAAAACAACUUUGAAAAUUUUAAGAAGACAUCUGUCCACUUUGCUCUUGGCGCCUCUUGAACCAGGUGUUACCUUUUGCAUGUCAGGAUAACUAAUUUUUCAACAGCAUAACAGUAAUAUUAAUGUUUUAAGAUUUUUAAUUAUUCUUUGAAAUUACAUUAUUUACGAUGCUAGGCUCACAGGGACAGGCUACCCAUGCUAUCAGUGUGUGUUACCUUAAAAUCACAUGCAGACGAAGGUGUUUGUUCAGUAUUGAUAUUAAAGAACGGAUCUGGUGUUAUUUAGACUAUCUGCUUAUCGUACAUACCUCCUCGUGUACACAGUUUGUAUUCAAAGGGAUAAAGACCUGCAAAGAUUUAUAGUAUAUUGCUUAAUUUCUCCAAUUAUGCUUUAACCAUUUGUAAAUCUGACUUCUGUAUUAAAUUGUACUUUAACAAUUGUUAUGAUAUAAGCCAUUUAAGCUAUAAUAAGCCUGAUUGUUUUAUGAUGUGUCAUGAUUUCUAUUGUGCCACUGUGUGGCUUGGGUUGGGGGGGUAAAUUAUGCUAGAUGUGUGUUUGUUAGUGUGUUAGAUUUGUGGAUUUUUAUCACUAGAAGUAGAUAAAAUCCUCGUUUUUCCCACUCUGACAUCCACAUAAACACGAACCUUUAAAGCUUUCUAACACAGAGACACAUGCUCACUCUCUGAAUGUAAAAAAAAAAAAGUUAUUCUUAACUUUUCUGUUCUAUGCAAUGUGUUCUGGUGCUCAAAUGUGAUGCAUCAUUAAAUGAAAGAAGCCAUGCAGGAUUUUAGCAUAUAACUCUGCAAAGAGAGAUGCAGGAAGGACUUUUAUAGUGAUAUUUUUCCUCUCAUACGGAGCAAACAUGGAGGAUGUUCAUCGUUGCAAGCUGUGUUGGCAUGUUUUUUGUUCCCUCUUGCUUUCUUAUUUGCUGACUUUCUUUCCCUUUUCUUAUGCCUCCUCUAUUUGAAGUUCAAGGUUAAUACAUUUUCAAUAAAGCUCUGCCAUUAUU
Molecule: messenger RNA, 9440 nt
Organism: Cyprinodon tularosa
Lineage: Eukaryota; Metazoa; Chordata; Actinopteri; Cyprinodontiformes; Cyprinodontidae
Gene: ppp2r3a
Product: protein phosphatase 2, regulatory subunit B'', alpha
Exons: 13
Coding region: 1003-5184 (1393 amino acids)
Biological process (GO): protein dephosphorylation
Cellular component (GO): protein phosphatase type 2A complex
Molecular function (GO): protein phosphatase regulator activity; calcium ion binding
Source: RefSeq, a predicted model, not a curated record